This is a messenger RNA of Protopterus annectens (West African lungfish), 4202 nucleotides long. RefSeq names its product non-SMC condensin II complex subunit G2 (gene NCAPG2). The record is from RefSeq and is a predicted model, not a curated record. The coding region runs from base 146 to 3583 and encodes 1145 amino acids. The transcript has 28 exons. Gene Ontology annotation, biological process: mitotic sister chromatid segregation. Lineage: Eukaryota; Metazoa; Chordata; Ceratodontiformes; Protopteridae. Gene Ontology annotation, cellular component: condensin complex; nucleus.
ACGCGUACUGUCUCGGACGUCAUUCCGCUUAGUACCAAACAAAAAUUCGGCGCGCUAUUUAAUGGAAUCAUUUUACUGUAAUAUUUAAAACUUUAAACAAGAUUGAUUCACAAUAAACGAGAGAGAGAAACUUGAACUGGAAGACAUGUCUAAACGGGAUGCUUUUCUUCAAACUGUCAGCAAAGAUACAGUGAAUGAAUUUCUCAGCUUUAUAAAGCUACAUAAAGAGGAUUCAGAUCCAUUUGAUAUAAAUGAGUUGCUGCAGGAGUUGCCAAGAAAACAAAAAACAGAAUUAUGGGAGAGGCUGAGAAAAUUGUUAACAGAUGUUCUGGUGGAGAAUCCAGUAGAGACGUGGCUGCAACUUGAUGAUGACAGUGAUGAUGACAUGGAAGUAGAGAACUCUCCUAAUGUGAAAAUGACAAUGGCUGUGCUUGGAGCAGUGGCUAAUUUAGUUGCUGCUUCUGUAUCGGUUGUGGAUCAAGAUAUUGCAUACGGAUCCCUAUUGGAGUGUGCUGUUGUACUUAGUGGUGUUUUACAUGCACUCCCAAAAUCUGAGGCAGUUCUGCCAGCUGCUAUUUUACGGUUAUGUGAAACAUGGUGGGAUAAAGGACUGGAGGGGAAAGAAGAACUUGGAAAGUCAGCAUUUGCUAUUCUAAUGAAGAAAAGUCUUUCAGACAAAAAUACGGCUAAAGAUAUUAUUCGACUUUGGCACCUCCAUCAAGUCUUGCUUCAUUUUGAUUACAAUUCACAAGACAGUGAUUCUAUAAAAGACCUACUUCUUCAGUGUUUCAUGAAUAUAAACUACAUUAAGAAGGAGGAGGGAAGAAGAUUUCUAAGCUUUUUGUUUAGCUGGAAUAUUCAUUUCAUAAAGAUGAUCCAUGACACCAUCAAAAACCAGAUGCUGUGCUUUCCAAAGUCAUUGAUGGCUCAUAUUGCUGAAAUUUACUUCAGAGCUUGGAAGAAAGCCUCAGGAAGUGUUUUACAGACCAUUGAAACAAGUUGCAUACAAGAUUUUAUGCACCAUGGUGUUCACCUGCCCAGGAAUUCUCCUGUGCAUCCCAAAGUACGAGAGCUCUUAAGUUAUUUUCACCAGCAGAAACUUCGUCAAGGUGUAGAAGAAAUGUUGUACACACUUUAUCAACCUAUCCUAUGGAGAAGUUUAAAGGCUAGAAAUUCAGAUGUUCGUGCCAAUGCUGCCUUACUUUUUGUGGAAGCAUUUCCUCUGCGUGAUCCCAGUCUUGAUACUGAAGAAAUGGAUAAUGAAAUUCAAAGGCAAUUUGAAGAACUUUUUUCUCUUCUUGAAGACCCCCAGCCACUCGUCCGCUCUACUGCUAUUCUUGGAGUUUGUCGCAUAACUGCUAGAUACUGGGAGAUGAUUCCAGUUACCAUACUUACAGAUCUCCUUAACAAAGUACUUGGAGAUUUAGCUUCAGAUACAAGCUCAGCUGAUGUGCGCUGCUCUGUUUUUAAGUGUUUGCCUGUCAUUUUGGACAACAAACUGAGUCACCCAUUAUUGGAGAAACUAUUGCCUACACUAAGAAACAGUCUCCAUGAUAAUUCUGAGAAGGUUCGAGUAGCUUUUAUAGAUAUGCUGUUGAAAGUAAAAGCAGGAAGGGCUGCUAAGUUUUGGAAAAUUUGCCCUAUGGAGCACCUUCUGGCCCGGCUUGAGAUAGAUUCUCGUCCAGUUGCAAGGCGCAUUGUUAACCUCCUUUUCAACUCAUUCUUCCCAGUGAAUCUACCCGAAGAAGUGUGGUGUGAACGAUGUGUUACAUUAAUACAAAUGAAUGCCAUGGCAGCAAGAAAGUUUUAUCAGUAUGCUUACGAACACACAGCUCCUACAAACAUAGCAAAAUUAAUGCUUACGAUCCGUCGAUGCUUGAAUGCUUGCAUCCAGAAAUUAAUUCGAGAAGAAGGAGGAGAUGAUGAGGAAGAAAAUAACAAAGAAAAUUCAAGUGUGCUGGAUGAAGUCUUGUCGGCACAUGAUGCAUCUACUAUGGCCAGUUUAUUAGAGAUAGUAGUUAUUCUCUGGAAAAGCAUUAGUAAAGCACUAGAUCAGAAUGAAGAGGCCAGUGAUUACACAAUAAGUAAAUUUGCUUCUGUAUUGCCAGAAUAUUUAAGAAUAUUUAAGGAUGAACGUUGUGUGGUCCCAUUAAUAAUUAUGGCAUCAUUUAUGCCUGCAUCAUCUAUUCCAACUUUCAGCUGUGGAGUUGUAUCCAAGCUAAGAAACUUUGAUGAUGGUGCAGGCGAAAGCAAAUACUCCACUUUAAUAGACUGUCUCUGUAAAUGGGGACAGGUGGGACAUAUUCUGGAGUUGAUUAUUGACUGGCUGUCUGAUGCAGUGCCACAAAACCAGCAGAGUAAGCGGGAUUCUGCACGUCAUGUGCGUAUCCAGGAAAACAUGGAAUCCAAGCCAGAACUAGCUCUUGAUUAUCUUGAAUAUAUACUUGAGCAUACUAUGAAUCGUGAUUAUUUACUAACUGUAUCUCACAAAAAGUUGAGCCAGCUCCUGAAACUGCUUGGAUCUGUAAAGGAUGAGUUGUAUUUAUUCAUCAAAAUUCCUGACAGACAGCCACAAAAAAUAAAACAUGAUACAGCACUAAGGGCCUUCUGCUUGCACUGCCGACUCUGUGUUCAUCUUCAACAUAAGUUUUGUGAUGGUGAAAGAACAUAUCUUGUGGUUCUUGAAUGCAGUGGCACAUGGCUAGAUGAAAAGGUUCUGCCGUUCCUUCAGGCAGCUUUAGAUGAAGAACAGGUUUCUGAACAGUCGUGGAAUUUUGCCAAGCAGCUUAUUGAGAUGUAUCUGAUGGUUUGUAAAGAUGUUCUAAUCAUCGGCCUAGCAGAUUCAGAAUUCCAAGAACAACUUUUGGAUCUUGCCCUUGCAGUAAUGCAGACAGACAGGGGAUUCUUUUGCCUCCCAUUACUGGUGUCUAUAUUAAAGGAAGUAACCGACAUAUGCCUUACACAGCUUUUUGAACAUACUGGUGAAGAGCUUGUCGCCCUCCUUGAAGUAGUCCAGAAUGUAUUUCAGAAAGCUCUAGAAACUGUUGCACGCAGGCUGAAAAAGCAGAGAGAGGAUGCUCUACAGAUUAUUUAUACUAUUGAACCACCUCUUGGGGAAUUUCUUAACACUGUUCAGUGCUGGCAUGCUGCUUGCCCAGAAGUUCACCGUGGAGUACUUUCUACAAUCUUAGCUGCUGUUGUGGUAGAGAUAAGUCAUUGCUUGCAGAAGGUAUCUAAUGUAGAAGACUUUGUUGUACCAGAAACCUUGGCUGAUUUGCCACCUCUGUCAACGUGUUUAUUACAAGUAGUACAGAAAUCUCCAAAUAUGACCAGUGCAUUUUUUAUUGAGCUGGUGGAAUGCAUUGACUCAAAAACAGUUGAGGGAAUUUUUGGAUUGACAGCAACUAUUCAUAUUCUGAAAGUACUCGGUAAAGGGAAUUUUAAAGGAGCAGUGCUUAAAGAAGCUGCAGCUACUAUUCAAAGUCAUUUACAAAGUGGCAGAGAAGUUGCCUUUCAAGAUGAUCUUAAAAGAUUUUUUUAUGAAUCUUCUGAUAAACUGCUGGAUGAAGUUUUACAGUCUUAACCAAUCACCAUCCUGAAGGGAAUGAUUUUUGUGUCAUCUUUAUCUGGAAACUGUUUUCAAUAAAGUGGAGAAAAGAAAAGAAUGAGACAGCAGAACAAAGUUGGAAAGUUGGCAGUUAUGUUGUAAAUACUGAUAGAAUGGUGUCGUCUAAUUUUAUUUUAUAUUGUGUGAUUGUGGGAUCACUGAAACUGUCUGCCACAAGUGUAUUUUUUCAUUCCUUUUAGUCACUGUACACUUCUUAUGAGAUAUUUUUUAAACUCUUGAAUAUAAUCCUAAUUCAUUAGGCCUUAAUUCACUUGAAUUAGGCUUGUCUACAACUUUACUACAUUUUCUUCCAAAUAAAUAUCAUUAUAUUGGCAUUGUUAUUGUACAAAAAUGUAAAUCUUGCUAUGCAUUUUAAAUUAUAGAUUUCAUUAUGUUAUUGGAAAAAAGAUUACAUUAUUUAAAGUAACACAAAUGAAAGAAAAAUUUGAUGUUAUGUAAAAAAAUUAUGGAAUUUGUACAGCUGUGUAGUCACUGUUUAUAUUGCAGGAGCUUAUUAAAAAAGUGAGUGUGAAUGUAUAUAAUUUAACCAUGUCUUAUUUAAACAAAGAUCAACAGUAAAAGAAUUUUUAAAGCA